This is a messenger RNA of Medicago truncatula (barrel medic), 2645 nucleotides long. RefSeq names its product mitogen-activated protein kinase kinase kinase 1. Gene Ontology annotation, molecular function: ATP binding; MAP kinase kinase kinase activity. The transcript is spliced from 9 exons. Gene Ontology annotation, cellular component: cytoplasm. The record is from RefSeq and is a predicted model, not a curated record. Gene Ontology annotation, biological process: MAPK cascade; protein phosphorylation. The coding region runs from base 236 to 2017 and encodes 593 amino acids. Lineage: Eukaryota; Viridiplantae; Streptophyta; Magnoliopsida; Fabales; Fabaceae.
AUAAGCAAUCCUCUUUGGUAGUAGUCAACGUGGCACCGCGUUUUCUGUAUCCUUUCUUUUCCUUCUUUCUUUGAUAAGAUUUUUCUCUCUCCUUUAAACAAAAUCGUUUACCAUCUCCAACUUAGUCUGACUUCCAUUUUUUAAUUUUUCAGUCUCUUCAACCAUUUCUAAAAGUGCUUAGUUUCAAACGCGCGGUAGCAGCCAGAGCUUUUUUAAAUGGACUUAUCACCUUUAAAUGAAUCACUUACCACGAAUUUUCGGUUAUAGAAACAAAUCAACUACGGAAAUGAACUCCAAGAAGAAGAAACAACCCAAGUUACAACGUCGUAAUGCGGUGAAGAAUUUCAACUACGAUGCUCAACCGUCUUCGUCGUCACCGGAAUCUUCCGAGUCGGUGUCGUCGUCGAUUCUCUGUACUCGAUCGAUGGAUUUUUACGAUCGGAAAAGCUUUAGAGUUGAAGGUGUUGACGGAGAAUUUGAUAUUAUUUGUCGGAGUUUAGGGUUGAAUGGACCGGAGGAUUUCUCGAUUCCGGCGGCGGCUUGGGAGGCGAUGAAGGUUCGGUCUUCUUCAGAUGUUCUGCCGAGGCUGAAUGUUACGGAAUUCGAUGAAACGAAGGUGAGUGAUGAAAUUGAUGAAGUUGGAGUAGUUGAGUGUGAUGAUAGGGUUUUGGUUAGAGAUUCUCCGGCGGAGAGUAGUGUCGGUGAUAGUGGUGGAGAAGUUAAUGUUUCAAUUAGAGAUUCGCCGGCGGAGAGUAGUGGUUGCUGCACCGGCGGUGAAAUUAGGGUUUCGGUUAGGGGUUUUGAUGAGACAAGCAGUUGUUCAACCGGCAGCGGUGGUAUUAAGGGAAUUAGACCGCCGAUGCUUAAGCCGCCGCCAGGGGUUCGGGUUUCUGUUGUGGAUGACACGUGUUCAACGUGGGAUAUUCUGAGGGAUUUUGCUCCGGAAGGGGAAGGAAAAGAGAGAGAAGAAGAGGAAGAGGAAGAGAAGGUAGAUGAAGUAGAAGAAAAAGGGGAAGCUGAUGAAGUGGGAUUGAAGAUAGAAGAAGAGGAAAAUGGUGACAUUAUUGGUGAGUUUUCAAGGUCGUGUUCAUUUACUACUUCACAAGAAGAUGAUUCAUCUAGCACGACGACGGAUACUAGGUCGAAUAGUAUAUCUCCUAAUGUGAGAUUGAAGCCUGUAAUUACUCCUGGGAGUUGGCAAAAGGGUGAGCUUUUGGGCCGUGGUUCAUUUGGAACUGUAUAUGAAGGAAUUUCUGAAGAUGGAUUCUUUUUUGCUGUAAAACAAGUUUCACUGCUUGAUCAAGGGAGUCAGGGAAAACAAAGUGUCGUUCAACUGGAGCACGAAAUUGCACUUCUGAGUCAGUUUGAACAUGAGAAUAUUGUUCGAUACAUUGGCACUGAAAUGGAUGAAUCAAAUCUAUAUAUUUUUAUCGAGUUUGUAACCAAAGGUUCCCUUUUAAGCCUCUACCGGAGGUAUAAACUUCGAGAUUCCCAAGUAUCUGCUUAUACGAGACAGAUUCUGCAUGGUUUGAAGUAUCUUCAUGAUCGCAAUAUUGUUCACAGGGAUAUUAAAUGUGCAAAUAUAUUGGUUGAUGCAAAUGGAUCUGUCAAGGUUGCAGAUUUUGGAUUAGCAAAGGCAAUUAAACUGAAUGAUGUUAAAUCAUGCCAAGGAACAGCAUUCUGGAUGGCACCAGAGGUUGUAAGAGGAAAAGUUAAAGGUUAUGGACUUCCGGCUGAUAUAUGGAGUCUAGGAUGCACUGUGUUGGAGAUGUUAACUGGGCAAGUUCCAUACGCUCCUAUGGAAUGUAUCAGCGCAGUGUUUAGAAUUGGAAAAGGUGAACUACCUCCAGUGCCUGAUACUCUUUCAAGAGAUGCACGCGAUUUUAUUCUGCAUUGUCUUAAAGUUAAUCCAGAUGAUCGUCCCACUGCGGCUCAACUCUUAGACCACAAAUUUGUCCAGAGGUCAUUCUCCCAGUCCUCUGGCUCAGCGUCUCCACAUAUUCCGAGAAGAAGUUAAACUUGUCAUAUCCAAAUAUGGAACACAAUUAAGGAGGUGGACAAGGAGAACAAAAGACUUUCUAACUGGUUUCCGGUGAAAUUCUCAAAUUUCACCUAUGCCAACUGCAGCAUAGGUUUAUUUGAUUAUUUAUCUCUUGAUGACAUAUUUGUCAUUCAUUGGAUUUAAAAUGUUUCCAAUGUUCAAUAUUCAACUUCUUAGAGUAAUUGUUGUAGUAAUUGUUGGUCAUGUGGUGCCUUUUGAAGUCAGAGUUUUCUUGGUUGUGUGUUUUUUUUUUUUGAAAGGGUUUUUGGUUGUGUUGUAGCUUAUAUUUUUAGGCACUGCUUCAGUUCUAGUACUACAGUCUCCGGAAUCGGGGUGCAUGAAUAUCAUCUUUGAGAAUUAGGGUCACUAUGUUGUGUAAUUAUGUGUUGUAUAAUUUAUUAUUCAAUGAUAAUAUGUCUGUCAAAGAACGCUGUAAGUAUAUUAUCAUCAAAAUGUAAUAGGUUGCCACUUGCCAGAGUCUUCUACCAAUUUGUAGGCUAAACUUCUGGGAGCAAUAGGAGCAGAAACUGGACACUUCUGUUGCUAUUUUUGUACAUGUUCUUUUGUUAGUAGGAAAUUAUUAGUGUAUAUUUUUAUUCCCAAA